CCUGCAACCUCGCGGCUCGUUGUCAUCCGUUAACUUAUUGUAAUCGCCGGAAAGAAGAAUAAUAAUACAGUUUUUGUCUUUUUCCCGUUUAAAAGUAAGAAAAAUAGCGAAAUGAAAAACUUAGCUGUGUCGGUUUGCCUGUUCGCCGUCCUCCUCGGUCCUUGCCUGGCCAAAAAGCCCAAAGAAAAACCAGAAUGGGCUAAAAAGGACAUUACAGACUUUACAGAUGCCGACAUGGAACGGUUGCUGGACCAGUGGGAGGAAGACGAAGAACCCUUGGAGCCUGAUGAACUCCCAGAACACUUGCGACCUCAACCGAAGAUAGAUAUGAAUAAUAUACAAGGCAUCGACCCGGAGAACCUGCAAAAGAUGGUUAAAAAGGGCCAGACGGUGAUGUCGUUCGUCAUAGUCGAUGGUGACACGGACCGUGACAGGACCGAUCAGCUGACCAAGCUGUGGCAGGGCAGCUUGCACAACAACCACAUCCAGGCGGAAAGGUACGUCAUCGAAGACAAUCGUGUUAUAUUCAUGUACAAGGAUGGAUCGCAGGCCUGGGAUGGCAAGGAUUUCCUGGUCCAACAGCCUGAAUGCAAAGAAGUUAUGAUAGAAGGGAAGACGUACUAUGGAAAACAUACCAAACAGUUUCAGGAAGAAAGCAAAGCUCAGAAAGAAGAAUUAUAAU
Messenger RNA from Cimex lectularius (bed bug), 682 nucleotides. Its product is annotated as LDLR chaperone boca-like. The record is from RefSeq and is a predicted model, not a curated record. Gene Ontology annotation, biological process: protein folding. Lineage: Eukaryota; Metazoa; Arthropoda; Insecta; Hemiptera; Cimicidae. The transcript has a single exon. Bases 112 to 681 code for a protein of 189 amino acids.